Messenger RNA from Vicia faba (fava bean), 585 nucleotides. Lineage: Eukaryota; Viridiplantae; Streptophyta; Magnoliopsida; Fabales; Fabaceae. The record is from the annotation of a GenBank genome assembly.
AUGUUUGUAACACUGAGAAAUGUUGUUGUGAGGUUUUCCUUUAAAGAUAAUUCUAAGAGUAAAAUAUCCAAGAAGUAUAUUUCCUGUUUAAAAAAAAUCUUCCUUGAUCGCUUCCCAUCUCAUCACUUCCUCCUCCUCCAUCUGCUACCGUCGGACUCACCACCUCCUUCACAAUCUCUACGCACCUCUCUAUCACGGUAUCUAUCAUCAUCGUCAUCAUCAUUGCCUCUAUCAUCUCAUCGGACUCCCUACGCUCACCGAAUUCGAAACUUGAACCUCGUCACUGCCUACACCCAUUCUGACACCCUCACCGAACCCCAAAACGAUGGCAAAUCGGAGCUCGAUCCCUCCUCUGACGAAGCUGCAUCGAACGACUUGAAUUCUCCAAAACAUAGUAGAGGAGACGCUGAUAAAGAGGAAGAAGAAUCAGUGUCAUUGCCGAAGGAAAACAACGGGAUGAGAAGUGUCACUACGCCAACUGCAACGACAUCGACGUCGAAAAACGGAACUGUGAAGAAAUCGAAGAAAGAGAAUAAAAGUGUGUUGGCAACAAAAUCAACAAGGAUAGAAGACGGAAAUUUGUGA